UAUAUCAUGGGCUGUUAUGCAAGAAAUGUUAUAUUAUUUUGUGGAAAGCAGUGCGACAGUUAAUCAUCCGAUGAGCAUUGUUUUUUUGAGUGCGCGAUUGAUUGUUCGGGUUCUAGCACUUAAAUUUCAGAAAGUGAAAGCCUACGGUGUUUAGUGAUUUAUAACUGAACAAUAAAACGUUAGUGAUCUUGUGAAUUUUCCGAUAAUCAUUUCUAGUUGGGUCGAGGGAGAUCGAUGAUCCUCUGAGAUGGCAACGUUCAAGAUAACUUCGGAAGUCCACGCGGAACGAUCGCGAAGUCAUGAAAGUUGGAGACAAAACUAUGUAGUAACUCAAUUUGCAUUCGAAUAUCCUCCUCACAUGAAACCCAAGAACUUAAUGACUUACGAUCACGAGGGAGAUUUGGUUCUUCAAAGAAAAGAAGGAAUACUUCUGAUUGAACACAGUAUCUGCACACAGUUGGAACUUGUGGGUUUACAAUUAUGGAGAGGAGCUUUCUUAUUAGCUGAUUUUAUCAUGGCUAAUCCUCAAGAGUUUGAGCACCAAAAUGUCGUUGAAUUAGGAUCUGGAGUGGGUUUGACGAGCAUUGUCGCAGCAAUGUUAGCUAGAGAAGUCACCUGUACAGAUAUUGAUUUAGGAGAAAUUCUACCUUUGAUCAAACGAAAUGCUCAACGGAAUUCGAAGUACAUUCGAGGAAAGUUCAAUGUGAUGGCGUUGAACUUCAAAGAUACAGAUUGGCCUACAAGUUUGAAGAGAAAAUUGGCAGAGUCCGCGAUCAUUCUUGCUGCGGAUGUUAUUUAUGAUGACAACAUCACCGAACAUUUUGUCUCCACUCUUGAAAAGAUUUUACAUUCCGAUGAUACCAAACGCACCGUCUACGUAGCCAUGGAAAAGCGUUUUGUAUUCACAAUUGCUCACCUGGACUCGGUGGCCCCCUCCUACGAGGAAUUCCGCCGUUGUAUCGCCAGGAGACGACUAAAAUGGACCCUGGAAGAAGUGAACCUUGGCUUCCCCCAGUACUUCAAAUACGACCGAGUCAAGGAAUUGGUCCUUAUAAAAAUUCAGAGGACAUAAACUUUAAUCAUUCAAAAAGACCACAAAUUUUAAUUUUUUUUUCACAGAAUUUAUUGAAUUUUUUUUUGCAAUAUACCUAUUUACAAUCUACGAUAUACAGUGUAAGAUUUAAAGGGUAACGGUCGGGUCUUUGUCUACAGUAUUCAUUAAGAAAAUGAAAUACAAUAAUAAAAAAAUGCCACGACCGUAGAGGCAGUAGAUUUAAUUAGUAUUUUCGUGUAUCGUACAAGGUCUUUGAGGAUUAAAUAAUUAAUACACCAUUA
Molecule: messenger RNA, 1335 nt
Organism: Diachasma alloeum
Lineage: Eukaryota; Metazoa; Arthropoda; Insecta; Hymenoptera; Braconidae
Product: methyltransferase-like protein 22
Exons: 4
Coding region: 248-1072 (274 amino acids)
Biological process (GO): protein methylation
Cellular component (GO): nucleus
Molecular function (GO): protein methyltransferase activity
Source: RefSeq, a predicted model, not a curated record